Molecule: messenger RNA, 1422 nt
Organism: Drosophila bipectinata
Lineage: Eukaryota; Metazoa; Arthropoda; Insecta; Diptera; Drosophilidae
Gene: snk
Product: snake
Biological process (GO): proteolysis
Molecular function (GO): serine-type endopeptidase activity
Source: RefSeq, a predicted model, not a curated record
UAACCUUGGAAUGUAUUCCGACAAGCAAAGCAGAGAUUUGCAUAUAUUAUCAAAAGCAUGAUAGUAAUUUUUUCCUUGAUUAUACACCUUCAACUGACUAGUUUGCAUUUGCUCUUGCUAUCCCAUCACCUUGAAGCUCUUGAUGCCCUUGAAAUUAUCAACUACCAAACAACAAAAUAUACAAUCCCCGAGAAUUGGAAAGAGCAUUCGGCGACCGACAAAGAAAAUACGGAUGGACAGGAAGAGCCUGAACCGGAGGAGAGCUAUUUGAAAUUCGAUGACGAAGGUCAGGUUCAAACGACAUCUUCCUUCAAGGAAUUGAACGAGGGAGCCUUCUGUCGGCGAAGUUUUGAUGGAAGGAGCGGUUACUGUAUCCUAGCCUACCAGUGCCUCCAUGUGAUCCGGGAGUACCGGGUGCAUGGGACACAUAUUGACAUCUGUACUCACAGAAAUAAUGUGCCAGUUAUUUGUUGUCCUUUGGCCGACAAACAUGUCCUGGCCCAGCGAAUUAGUGCCACCAAAUGCCAGGAGUACAAUGCGGCGACUAGACGACUUAAAUUGGGCGACACUUCGAGGACCUUCUCUGGAAAGCAAUGUGUCCCUAGUAUUCCAUUGAUUGUAGGAGGGACCCCUACCCGAAGUAACCUCUUUCCCCACAUGGCUGCCUUAGGCUGGUCGCAGGGUACUCAGGGUGCCCCGCCCGUGGACAUUAAGUGGGGCUGCGGAGGCACGCUGGUCAGUGAUCUGUACGUCUUGACUGCCGCCCAUUGCGCCACCUCGGGUAGCAAACCCCCGGAUAUGGUUAGACUGGGUACAAGGCAACUAAAUGAAACCAGUACUUCCCAGCAGGACAUUAAAAUUCUCAUCAUUAUCCUGCACCCCAAGUACCGCUCGUCGGCUUAUUAUCAUGAUAUUGCCCUACUAAAACUUACUCGUCAGGUGCAAUUCUCAGAGGCGGUGCGUCCUGCCUGUCUGUGGCAGGGACAUGAAUUGCAGAUUCCCACUGUGGUGGCGGCCGGCUGGGGGCGCACCGAGUUCCUGGGUUCCAAGUCCAACUCAUUGCGGCAGGUGGAUCUGGACAUUAUUCCCCAACUGCAAUGCAAGCAGAUCUAUCGCAAGGAGCGACGUCUUCCACGCGGUAUUAUCGAUGGCCAGUUCUGCGCCGGCCACUUGCCUGGCGGCAAGGACACCUGUCAAGGCGAUUCCGGUGGACCCAUCCAUGCCAUAUUACCGGAAUACAACUGCGUGGCCUUCGUUGUGGGCAUCACAUCCUUUGGGAAGUUUUGUGCUGCUCCAAAUGCUCCUGGAGUGUAUACCAGGAUAUACAACUACUUGGACUGGAUUGAAAAGAUUGUCUUUAAGAAGACUUAACCAGAGCUGCAGGUAUAGAAAUAAAUAAUUUUUUUAAUAAGAUACAUUGUG